Diorhabda sublineata is the source of this 7257-nucleotide messenger RNA. Its product is annotated as transferrin-like. Gene Ontology annotation, cellular component: recycling endosome; plasma membrane; early endosome. The transcript is spliced from 12 exons. The coding region runs from base 189 to 2330 and encodes 713 amino acids. NCBI's taxonomy places the organism in Eukaryota, Metazoa, Arthropoda, Insecta, Coleoptera, Chrysomelidae. The record is from RefSeq and is a predicted model, not a curated record. Gene Ontology annotation, biological process: iron ion transport.
AGUUUUAGAACGACUGUGAACGUGAUCCGGAUUAUUUUACGAAUAUUCAGAUCAUGAUCUAGUUGACUAAUCGGGUUUGAGGGGCACGUAUCAUGUGUCUUAUCUUUAUUCCAGAUAAGUGUAAUAGUGUUAUUUAUCUAUUUUUGUUUAAUAGUUGAAAUAGAAAUAUUACCGAAGUUUUAUUUAAAAUGAAAAUUUUUAUAUUUUCUGUCUUAUUUGUUAGUGUUUCUUCCUAUAUUCAUGAAGAUAAGUUAUGUACUGAUAAUUUCAUUAGAGAUGCUUGUACUGAAAUCCAAAGAAAUAGAAUUUAUGAAUGCUUAGAAGUUUAUUCCAAAGUUGAAUGUUUACUAAAUAUUGACCAGGGUAAACAUCAGUUUGCUAUUAUUGAUCCAGAACAGGCACUUCUAGCAAAUACUCUCGUAUCUGAUAAUGUUGUAGUCCUUGCUGAAAUUGUUUCGAAAAAAUCUCCUUAUCAAACAGUUGUGGUGGUUCGAAAAUUUUAUAAUAACAGUUUUGAAAACUUGAGAGGAAAACGUCUAUGUCAUCCUGGUUUUAAACACGACGAACUUGUAACAAAAUUUGUUUUAAACGAAUUGGAAAAUCGAAUAAUUGAUGGAAAUACUACAUUUUGUAAUGAUUCUACUUCUAUUUUGGAAAAAAAACUGGGUGUGCUGAGUAAUUUUUUUGGUAAAAGUUGUCGUCCUGGUCCAUGGACAGAUGGUGAUGAUGGGUUGGAUGCACGACUCAAAGAAAAAUAUUCUAACUUAUGUGAACUCUGUGGCACUCAGAAAUGCGAAACUGAGUAUAGAACACCUUUCAACGAUACCUUGAAGUGUCUUGUUCAAAAUGGAGGAGAUGUAGCUAUCUCCAGCCUUUCUGAUGCCUUAAUAUUUUUUAAUAGCUCGGACAAUGCAGAAAACUUCCAGUACUUAUGUCCUAAUGGUUCUGCUAGUAGUUCGUCAGCUCCUUGUACAUGGACAAACCAAUUGAAUAGGCUUAUAAUAACAGAAAAGAGUGUUACCAAAGAGCUGGAGGAUUUUCUGACAACUAAUAUGCCACAUCACUUGAGUCCACUCACAAAUCAAACAAUUAUGAGAACUAAUUUAGAAGAUUCGAUACAAUUAGUCCUGAAAAUGAGUAAAGUCGAUCAGAUCUCUUUUAUUGAACCUGUCGCACUCACAGCUUAUGUAAAAGCAAGAAGAUCUAGUCAGAUAAUAACAAACAAUUCUUUCUGCGACGAACAAAUUAACUGGUGUACAUCAAAUGAUGUGGAACAUCAAAAAUGUCUUUGGCUUCAACAGGCAAGCCUCAUUUAUGGACUGCAACCUGUUAUACAAUGUGUACAAAGUCAGGAUAUUGACCCAAUUUCUUGUUUAAGUGAUAUACAAACUGGAAAGUCAGAUCUCGCUUAUAUAGACUUCUCUUUUGGGUACACUGCUGCAAAAAAAGACUUAAUUGGUAUUGCUUACCCUGAAAUAAAUCCAGAAAACUUAGCAACUAUUGUAAUAGUCAUCCGAAAUGACACCACCAAUAUCAAAACUUUGAAAGAUUUGAAAGGAAAGUCCUCCUGUAUUCCACAAUACGGCGGUAAAGAAUGGUUGACCUUCAUUGACACCUUAAUAUCCAUGAGAGUUCUCCAAGAUUCCUGUGACUAUGCACAAAUCUUCAGUGAUUUUGUUGGCUCUAGCUGUGUUUCUGGAGCAAAUUCCAAGGAUUAUGAGUUUAAUACUGGAGACUCCGAGAAGUUAUGUGCCCAGUGCUUACCCGUUAGAAACACAUUACCUGCGAAGUAUUGUAAUGCAGAUUCUGACAAUAAACACUAUGGUACUGAUGGUGCUCUAAGAUGUCUCUCUACCGGGUAUGGAGAAUAUGCCGUAAUAACUAUUAAAGAUAUCGUCGAUUUUAGAGAUAAUUCAGAAAAUUUCCUCGCUCUUUCCAAAAAAGGUGAUGCAUUACCAAUCACUAAUUGGUUCGUUAAUCCCGAUUCAAUUUUAAAUGUGAUUAGUUUGGGUGAAGUAGUUGUUAAAAAUAAUACGUCUAAAAAAGAAGACAUCAUUCAACUAUUGAAAGCAAUUGACUUACAUUUUGGAGUUAGUCUCAAUAAACAGUUCAAGGUGUUUGAAACGUUUAAUGAAACCCAGGAUUUGUUGUUUCCUGAAUCUACAAUGGGUUUGGCAUUUAGUGCUGGAUCAGGAACUUUUGAUGAAAAUUUCCAAAGUCUACUGGAACGUUCUGAGCAGUGCGAAUCACCAAAGAACGCUGCUACUUUUAUCCAAUGUAGCUUCUUUAUGACUGCUAUUAUUAUUCUUGUUAUUGGUAUAUUUAGUUGAAAUUUGUAUUGACAUUUACCACAGUAUUUCGCAGUUUCUACAGUAUUCUUUCAUGGUUUUUAUUUAUCUACUCCUUAUCAAUGAAAACUAUUUUGAUUUGAUAAGAUAUAAUUUAGAUAACUUAUAUAAAUUAUUUUUUUAUGUUAUUUGUUCAUUUUACUUGCAUAUUCCUCAAUAGUUGCUACAUCGAAAUAUUACUAGUAUAGAUUGUUGUUCUUCUAACAAUCUUAAUUUGACACAAUAGAAUGUUGUUCUCCAUCUGUGCAGUUCAUGCAAAUUAAUUUCAGGUGUGCCGGACACGUACAUUGAUUACAGUUACUACAAGAUUUUCUUGUGGUUUUGUUUCUACACAAAUGGCAACGUCCAGUGGUUGAGUUACGAUUUUCUAUUUCUCUUGAAAUUUACUUAGUAGGAAAGACGCGUUGUUUUAUUUGAGGUGAUAUGUGGGGUUUUUGGAACCAUUUUCACAUGACAGAUCUUAUCAGAUGGUAUGCUACCUCCUCCAAAAAUUUUCAUGUCAUAUUAAGUACAUAUCUGAUCUACUAAAUCAACUUUAAAUUUAGUUUUAUUGUAAUCAGUAAUUAACUCUUGCUUCCGGUACUCCCCAGUAUCUUCAUCUAUAGUAAUGUCGUGAUGCAUUGUUGAUAAAGUCAGUACAGCUUUGCUUUUUUUUUGGCAAUGUGAACCAAAGUGCACUUUUUCUGGUGAAAACCAAAUAAACAACUACUUACUUGUCUACUUUUUCCGGCUAUAAAUUCUACCGCCAUUUGGACCUUAUAUUUACGAAUCGUAACAUUGAUAUCAAACUUUUUUUUCUAGUACUUCCAAGGCUAAUGGAACGCUUGGAAAAUAAUUGUCAGUUGUAAUAUUUCUGCCCAUGCCUUCAAUAUAUUUCAAAAUUCCUUUGAUCCCAUCCGCACCAGUCCACUCUACAUACUGUCCGUCGAUCUGCGGGUGUGCACUAGUGCACCCCAUACUUUGUAGGUUUACUGGGUGGAUAUUGCCUAAAAAGCAUUUGUCUCUAAAUGCAACUAGAUGCUCAUGUACGGUCAAAUACUGAGAGGGUAUAUAGUUUUUCCUGAUUUUCCUAAUUCUAUAUAAACAUUUUGAGUAGAUCUCUUAUGGGAGCUAAUUUGUCGAAAUAUUUUCUUUGAUUUACAGUAAAAUAUUAUCAAAUCUAUUCCAUUAGAAACGAAAGCGAGAUACAGACAUUGUUAAAUAUUGUACUAUUAAUACCAUCUAAAAAAGGCAAUCCGAUUCAGAUUUGGAAGAACGAAUUACUCUUUUAGUCACCAAGUAUUUAUAUAUUAUACAUUGAAUGAUUUUUCUUUUAUUUAAACGUUUGUGUGCCCUUAUGCGCAAUGCGUAUGCAGAACAACAAUUUGAAUUUUUGUACGAUUUUAAUUUUAUCAAAUUUAAAAAAAUGGUAACAAUAUUCUUUCCACUACCCUUCAUUUAUCUUUAUCAAAGUAAGGAUGAAAAAUGUCUAAAUUCGUGGAUAUGUUGAUAUGUGAAAGAGAAAGCAGAACCAAAUGUGAGAUACCAUAUCUUCGACUACUACGAAUCCCUAGAGAUAAACCUUCUAAAAAUAGAAAAGGUAAUGCAAUAGCAGCACAGUCAUCUUUCUAACAAGCAGUAAAAAUUAUGUACGACCAUUAAAACAUUUGCCUCUCCCAACAGGAACUGUCCCACUGUAGCAAUAAACUUCGUGUGAAGGUCUUGAAUUUCUGAACACUGUAUGAAGAGUCUAUACACAAACACGCUGAAUAUGAGAAAAUCGUACAGCUCAUUUGUGAAUAUCGACAAUUAUUCAGACCUCAUCUAUCUACAGGAGAGUUGGGAAAUGACUACUGACAUCAAUCAUCUGCAGUGAGUUUAAGUCUAGACAUUAUUCAGAUCAAUAAUCUAUAUUUUAAAGCACAGUUGGCUGAAAAAAUGAAAUCAGUAACUGAUGUAAAACAGCUUGUCUAAAACUUAGAAACUUAUCAAUUUCGAAACGCAAAAAUUGUCAGAUAAGGAAGUAAAAAUUCAACAAAUAACAUAAAGAAAUUCGGGUUGGUGACAUAAUAAAUAAAAUUUUCAACAUAAAUUUACUAACUAUUGUGGAUCAGAUUAUAUCCAAAAAUGGUCUUGGUCGAUACCAUUUCUGAUCGAAAUUAUAAAUAAUACAUCUUUUGUUAUUUCUUGGAAAUGUGUGGUUGAUUGGUGUAAGGAUGAAUUCGAAUUCAUGGGUGAGCAUUUUUAUUCCUAAAGAGCUAUAUUCUUGUUAGUCAUAUUGUACUAUAUUUAUAAUUACUACUCUUUGAAUAUGUAAGAAAAUGUAAAUAUUUGUUUUUUAACGAUUUUUGUUGAUCAUUGAUACAUUUAGGUUCCUAAAAGUUUCUUUAUACAGGAUAUACUAUGAUGGUUCACAGGUAUAACGCAAACUAAUGAUAAAUUUUUCUGAAUUUUCUUCUUCGUUUUAGUUUUUCGAGGAACUCGUUGCAGUUGAAAUAUUAUUUCUUUUAGACUUCCGAUUAUGCCGAAAGUGUAUACCAACUUUAUUUUAUUGUUAACACUCUGCUUUUUAUGGCUAUUUAACUAUAAGUUCAUUUGAAACAUAUGUCUAAUAGCUCCAUUUUGUAAAUUUUCAAAUAUUUAUGAAGCUUCAAGCAUUGUUAUUCAGAUUAAAUCUGGUAGUUAAUAACCCUAUAGUUCCUUAUAUUUUACUUCCAUAUAAACAGCUGCUUGCCACAUAAGUUAUCUUAUUGAGCUGGUAUCCUUUCAAUAAAAGCUUAUAAUGAUUUACAAUUAUUUUAGCAGCAGUAAUUUCAAAACUGUAUUCCAUUUAUACAAAAUCAAAUAGUUUUCCUUCACUCCGCAACAAAAAAAUAUUUCGUUAAAAUAUCUUAGUUUUUCUUUAAGUGUAAUUUUUGCCUGUUUUCACACUUCUAUUCUAAAAUAUUUAAAUUUGACAGCAGUAAUUUGAUUAUAUUGUGAUCAAAGUAGGCUGAGGAGAUUAAAACACCAGAAAUUUGCACAUUUUUUAUCGCGUUAUAUUAAUUUAUAUUACUUUGCAUUUUAUCUGCGUUACACUUAUUAAUUUUAUCAAUCUUAGCUUAGAUUAUUUUUGUGUAUAUUUAAUAUAUAAAUUUUACUAGUUGUAGUAGUAGUAACAUUUGCUUCAUAAAAUUUAUUUGGAAAAAUUCAAAGUUGUUUAAUGAAACAAUGUUAUUCAAUAAGGAACUGUUAAAUCACACAAUGAAGUUAUUAAUUAUCAAUAUUUUGUACUAUGGUAAAGUGAGUUUAUACAUGUGGCAUUAUUAAACAAAUUAAUUUUUUAUGCUAAUAUAUUAUGUGGUUAUAUAAUUUUUGAUAAAAAGAAAGAAAUUCAUUAUUGUUUUAUUAAGAUUGUGGAGAUAGUGUUAUUAUAAUUAAAGAGUUGUAUUAUGUAAUGAAGGGUGAUUCAGGAAAAGUUUACCUCCGCCUCUAGGAUAGACACAAAAAUGAACAAUAAUAAUUGGGACCUGCUCACUAAAAAAAAUCGUAACACCAUCCGUAUUGAAGAAAAAAGUUUCUUUACAAUAUUGUCGAAACUACUGGCAACAUUGUAAUGAAAUUUUCUAUGAAUAGGUUUUGGACGUUGACACAUCCCAUGAAUUUAUUUUUAUGUCUGACUUUCACAUAGGGCUAGUUACAUGGUUUGAAACAAGUAGUAUUGAAAAGAACUUUUUUCAGGUUAGAUUUGUUAAUCAAACUUUCAAAUGAACUUGAACAUCAUUCAAUUUUACUUCAAAAAUGUACUUUUGCUAAAAUUCGAUACUGUGUACUGUCUUUGGAAUAUGUUGAUUUGCAAAUUAUGAAGAAAUAACUUAUGCUGACAGUUUUUAUGGCAAAAUCAAUUAUACUGAUUAAUGAAUUUACACAAAAGAAAAGUUCCUAAUGUCAUUUUUUUAACUUUUAUCCGUUUUAUCAUGAGGUCGAAAUUUUGAUGAAUAAAUUCAAUAUAAAAAUGCUAUGUUCAAUACUACAAUACUUGGUAUGAACCGUGUAAUUAGAGCCCUGAGAGACAGAUAUAAAAACAAUGUAUCAGCUUCCAAAACUUACUCGUAUAAAGUUUCAUUACAAUGCUGCUACAAAAUCGUAACAAAUGUCAAUUAUUUUUUUAAAGGCUUUUAUCUUGAAUACGGAUGGCAUUACGAAACUUUUACUGAGUAAAGUACUUUUCAGUUUUCUAUCUAUUCUAAAGGUCGGGUACCCUGCUUUCGUCACACCCUAUAUAAAACGUUAUACCUUAUUUAUUUACUUAUAACUGAUAUAUUUGUAGAAAUUUAACCAUAUGGCCUCUGGUGAUUUAACAAUCACUAUAAAAAUCUCGAAAACACCGUGUCUUACUGAUUUAUAAAAUCCAUUGUUUUGAUGUGAACAAAAAUAAGUAGAAAAGAGAUAGGUUUCCAAUGAUCACUGUUAUUUUGUCAUCUAUUUGUCUGAACACGUAUUUUUCUACCACUAAACUUACGUUGAUAAUUUCUCUGUCCUUCGACUCUAGUAUGAAUCAACGAAUCAUGGAAGGCUCGAAAGACCAGAAGGUGUAAUUGUGAGUUUUGGCAAUAUUGAGUAUGCAUAUCACCAUCGGUUCCAGAUAUUCAAUUGAAACAACUGUAUACAAACAAACAAGUUUUGUUCAGAAACCUAUAAAAAUCUUUGUAUUGAUUGCCUUACAUCUCGGAAGCUUAUAACUUAUAAAACUGAAACUAUUUAAAGUUACAGGAUAAAUUUUAUGUUAACAUUAUGAAGAAUAAUAAAUUCGAUGCUUGUACAAGUUUGUUAAGAAUAUCCUUAUAUCAUCAUAGGCCAAACAUAUCAAAAGUAUUUUUGAUAUAUUUUUUUCGAAUGUCAAAUCUAUAUUAUAUUUUUAAAGUUGUAAUAUAAAAUUUUCUAUUGGUGA